AAAUAACAAGUUUCUGGAAGGCUCAUUAACAUUAACCCGAUUUCAAUGCAACGCAAAAUACUCGUAAAAUGCAUGUGUGUGCCAUGUAUGCAUCUCGCUUUGGUCCCAAUAUCAUGUUGGAUAGCUUAGUUGAAACCAGAAUGACGGAGCAGAGUCAGAGGCAGAGUUAAAGGUAAACUUGGGUUCCGUUUUGUUCUUCAACAACUUGUACUCGCACUACGAGCUGAGCAUCAUACUACUACCAUUUUUUGGCUAUGCGGCCAAAGAAUUUGUACUCGCAAUUCUUUUGUGUGUGGCUGCUAUAAAAGUGUUGCCUCACGGCUCCAGUGGCAUCAGUAAUCGCUCGGUCAGCACCCAAGCACAACUUUGAAUUCGACAUGCGUCCCUUCACCAUUUGCACUGCGUUGUUCGCACUUGCCGCCCUGGGCGUGGCCAGUCCUUUGGGCAGCACCUACCUGCCACCUCAGGCCAAUGCGUACAGCAGCUACAACACGGCUGCCUCGAGCAGCGCCAGCUCAUACGCUGCUCCACCAGCGGCAACUGGUGGUCACUAUGCUGCUAGCCGUUCUCAUGGAUAUGCUCCGUCGGCAGCUGCGCCAUCUCGUCAGUACCUGGCACCCGCUGUCCAUUCCCAACAGAGCUACUCGGCGGGAUACAACUCGGGUUAUGCCUCGACGCCAGCCGCCUCGCGCAGCAGCUACAGCGUCGCCCCAGUGGCAGCUCCAUCUCGCCAAUAUCUGGCGCCAGCGACAUCCUUAAGCAGCUACUCCACCUCGGGUGCCACCAGCUACUCGGCUCCCAGGACCUCGUACAGCAGCCACUCGUCAUCUGCAGCUGCAGCUCCUUCGCGCCAGUAUCUCGCACCUGCUGCUCACAGCAGCUACUCCGCUCCAGCUGCAUCGCACAGCAGUUACUCAGCACCCUCACACAGCAGCUACUCUGCUCCCGCUCGCAGCAGUUACUCCGCUCCAGCUGUUUCCCACUCCAGCUACUCCGCAUCGGCUUCAUCAUAUGCACCAGUCGCAGCUCCAUCGCGUCAGUAUCUGGCUCCUGUCGCUUCGCAUACGAGCAGCUACUCUGCGCCAGCCGUCACCCGCAGCAGCAGCUACUCCGCUCCAGCUGUUUCCCACUCCAGCUACUCCGCUCCAGCCGUCACCCGCAGCAACAGCCACUCCGCUCCAGCUCGCUAUGCAGCGUCGUCUCAUGGCCAGGGUUAUGGCAGCCUUUCGGCGGCUUCUUCUGGCUCAGCGCGUAGCCAGGGUCAGGGCUAUGGAUAUUCCGCACCUGCUUCCUUCGGAGGUGGCUAUGCUCAGGGUGCAGCUGGCACUCGCUAUGCAGCUAAUGGAGGUUAUCAAUAUCGUUACAAGCAUUAAUCUGAUCCCCGAUCUCUGAAGGCAAAACAACUCGAAUUCAAUCAAUACAUUUUUUUUUUUUUUAAUAAUUUAAAUAAUCGAAAGCAAAGUGUGCAAUAAAUGCGAAAUACUCCGAAACAUUAUUCUUAAAUCAAUUUUAAGCAAAAUCCAAUAGAAUUAAUCACGAACUUUGGAACUUUGACUUUUUAAGUGGUUUAUUGUGUCAUGAUUGCGACAAACUUGUUUCGCCUUUAAAGUUCAAAUUACUAAUCACCUACAACUUAAUUGGAGAGCAACGUUUGUAAGUGUAGAAUUUGAAAAAGAUUCCCAAAUGUUCAAUCAUAUCAUUUCUAUUGGCAGAGAAUUGUUUAAGCUUAAUGAUUGCCAACAAGCUACCGAAUUUCGGAAUGAAUAUGUUUGCAGUUUAGCAUUUAAGUAUUCUGGGAACUCAUCUAACUGAAACUGGAAAUAUUUCUUUAUGUUAAAUUCAUAGUAAUUAAUACUUUACGGGCGAGUUUCUCAUGUUCAAGCUGUUAGUUAGCUGUCGCUCGCCUUAAUUUAUUGUCCACAUAAAAACAAUGUCAAUGCAUCUGUUGUUUACGAUUGGUUUGCAAAUGUCAUAAAAUAUAAUAACUUUUUAAUUAGCUGAUAUCUGUUUAAUAGUUGAGGCGAAAUUUAUAAAUAGAUGAUAAGAUGCAAAAUAAACACCCGAAAAUCUUUUCCGUAUGCUUAACUUUAUUGAUCAGAUGACUGACUGAAUGUUUAAAAGUUAACUUACAGAUAAGAUCAAGCGCUUUAUCUGGGUGAAUACUUUGCUCUAGAGCUCUAUAAAUACAUCUCUUUAAUCCGCUUGAUAGUUGAGGCGAAAUUCAUAAAUGAAUGAAAAAAUAGAUGCAAAAUACCCACAAGAAAUUCUUCUCUU
Messenger RNA from Drosophila nasuta, 2274 nucleotides. RefSeq lists its product as uncharacterized. Gene Ontology annotation, cellular component: RNA polymerase II transcription regulator complex. Lineage: Eukaryota; Metazoa; Arthropoda; Insecta; Diptera; Drosophilidae. The record is from RefSeq and is a predicted model, not a curated record. Gene Ontology annotation, molecular function: transcription coactivator activity. Bases 378 to 1373 code for a protein of 331 amino acids. The transcript has 3 exons. Gene Ontology annotation, biological process: positive regulation of transcription by RNA polymerase II.